AUUUUGCACCAAUUUGCCAAAUAUGUCUACCAUUUGGUUUUCUGCCCAGGUGUUUGUAUAUUAAAUUGGAAAAAAAUGUUCAAAAGUGGAUCAAAGAGGACAAGUGAUAUUGAGAGGUCAAUAUGACGCAGCCUAGUAAAGCUAACGCCUUGUGUUUAUGAAGUGUGUGCUGUAGGGACUUCUUUAUCCGUGUCCUUUGUUAAGUUAAACUGACAUGGUGACUGUAACCAACAAACAAACCUGCUGAGAAAAGUGAAAACAGAGUCACCUGAAUCAACUGGUUAACUAACGUGUGUCAGAGUCUGCGAUGGAGCGCUCUGGAGAGUUCAGCUGUCAUGAUUGUAACAUGGUGUUUCGCUCCUUUAGCCUUUUGGACAAACACAAGUCCCGGUUCUGUAUAGGAAGUGCCAUAGGAGACCCGACAGCAUUAAGGAGAAGACGAGCGGAAAUCGGUGAGCCCGAAAAGGUGAAUAUUUGCGUAUUACGCCCAAGAAUGACUAAGACUCCUGAUCUGAUUCAUCUGAAAGAGCAGAGAGAUAAACUGCUAAAGCAGACUGACAGACGACAGACCCACAGAGAACCCAGCAUGGCCGACAGCCUGGCCUUUAACAAGCUCACUCAUGAGUUUCAUAAGCUGAGGAUGUCAGUUGAAGAGUCUUUGCCCCGAAGACACGGAGAGGGAUUGUGUCCAGACAGAAAGUGGACUGAUGGACAGAGGCUUCGGGAAGUGUAUAAACACCAUGAACAGAAGCUGGCUGAAAUCCAGGCAAACACCACCGAGCUGGAGCAACAGAGAAAGGAGAUUGAACGGCAGAUGGCCUUGAUUGGGCAUGAUGGAACGGCUCAUCUGGAAGAGAUCCUGUACAAGCUAAAAGAACAAGAAGAGAGAAAUGAGGAGGUUCUGUGCCGACUCAGCACUCAGAUCAAUGCACUGCAGGGAGUGAAAGAUACCAACGUUACACCAGACCCCCUAGAGGAUAGGAGGACACAACAUUUAUCCUUUGACCUCAUCUCUUCUGUGGAUGACCCGCUCUCCAUCCAGAUAAGAGCUUUACAUCUAGCAUACAUACAAUCUGGAGGUUCUGAUCCAGAGGUUCUGGCUCACCUGCAUGACCUUCAGGUGGAGUCUCACGCGCUGGAGCAGAGCCGACCUGCAGCUGAACACCGGACGAGGAAGAACCGACGAAUGAAGUUCUCUCAUCCAGCCUUGGACUCAAUUAUCAUGGCAGUGGAGCAAGAGAACCAGCAGCUGGAGGAGCAGAUCCUCAAGCUGCAGAUAGACAGAGAGAGACACAGAGGAAGAGCUGCUGGUUCAGAGCUCAGUCUGAUCCAAAAGAACCACAUCCAUCAGCUUUCCAGUCUGCAGACCGAGAUCUCCAACCUCAGGAAAGAAGUGGAGAAAAGCAGGGGGAGAAAAACUCACCCUCCUGCUCAAGAACAUGGUUCACAACAGCAUUCACUAAUGGACAGACAUGUGUUUAGCUCAGCUGACUCUCUUGGUCCUGCUCCUUAUGAUCCUGUGUCUGGAUUUGUGAUCUUCUAUGACAUGGUCCUUGGUGUGGAUGCCAUGUUUAGCUCAGUUCAUCUGGUAGCCAGGCUGUUCUCUGGGGGGCAAGAAAUCGGGCAGCCUACCCCCAUGCCACCUGUCCAAUGCCAGCCUGCUGAGGCUUUAAGCUAUCCACAGAGAAAGCAUGCUGGAAACUAUGCCUUACUAGCUGUUCAGCAGCCUGUGCAGAGGUUGCAGCCGUCUCCAUCUCUAUAUUUGGUGGUGGAAGUUCAGAUUGUUGGUGGUUUUGGCUUGUGUGAUGAGGAGAUGAGAGGCUGGUCCAAACUGCAGCUCUUUGACAUUCACAAUCAGGUUCAGAGUGGAUUCUGGAAACUUCCUUUCCGCUCUCUUCCUGUGAGGCCGUGCCUCAGCCCAGGCCACCUCAACUCUGUACCACAGUUGGGUAACAUGGAGAUUUGCCUUCGCAUAGUUAAUGCUCGUGAUGGAGAUGUCCAGUCACUUGCUACGAUCGGUCCUAACAAUAGUAGGCAGUACAAGUAUCCAUCAGUGGUAUGCAACCCAUCAAUGGAUGUUUCACACUCAGACACUGAGAGGGAAGGACAAACACCUCAGCCAAAACCUUUACAACUUUCAUCCAAUCCGUUUCUCUCAUCAUUGCCCCAGACUGAUCAUGUGGACCCUCCCCCAAAAGACAGUGUUCAUAGUUAAGAACGAAGACUUCAUUCAACUUCAAACCAAUCGGAUCUGGGCUGCUGUGACUAUGUCGAUCAAUUCAUUUUCAUGAUGUGUUCUGGGUCUCACCUAUCAAUGCUGAUUUGUAGAAUUGAACUAGAUUGACAAAUUUACACCAGUUGUGUUUAAAGCUUGAUUCUGGUUCGUCAGAAGGUGUUGAUUCGUUUUCUGUAGCAUCAAAGCAAACAAGAGGGUACAAACUUUUAUAGCUGUUAGAACCAGAACUAGCUAUUAUCACAGAUUCAUACAUCAUUAAAUGUACAAUGCAUCACUGUUAAGUCAUGAAAAAUAUCUUAAUUGUUGUCAAAUCUUUAGUGUAAGAGAAAUAAAACAUUUUUG
Tachysurus fulvidraco (yellow catfish) is the source of this 2578-nucleotide messenger RNA. It is a transcript of the gene ccdc17, whose product is annotated as coiled-coil domain containing 17. The record is from RefSeq and is a predicted model, not a curated record. The transcript has 14 exons. Bases 308 to 2215 code for a protein of 635 amino acids. Lineage: Eukaryota; Metazoa; Chordata; Actinopteri; Siluriformes; Bagridae.